AUGACUUCCCGACUCGACCGCCUGGUCACACUCUUAGAGACCGGAAGUACUCAACUCAUCCGGAACACAGCUGCUCAACAACUAGGAGAUGUUCAAAAACAACAUCCCGAUGAGCUAUUCAAUCUUCUUGGGCGUAUCCUCCCUUAUCUUCGAUCCAAGUCGUGGGACACGAGAACCGCUGCUGCCCGAGCAAUCGGCUUGAUAGUAUCAAAUGCGGAAAUCUACGAUCCAAAUGAGGACGACGGGCUUCAGAUCAAGUCGGCAGCUGACGAUGACGAUGUGGAGAUCAAACCCGAGGUUAAAUCAGAAGAUAUUGCGCCCUCUCUAGAUGGACUUCUUCAUCUUGACAACCUAGACGUGAGUUCCGUUCUGAAAUACGGCAAGCGACUACUCGGAAGCGCGGGCAAGGAGUACGAAUACUCUUUGGCAUCGAUGGACCCUGCGGCGCGCCUGCUCCACCAGAAGAAGACCCUGAAUGCACGCCUCGGCCUCGAGGGGGAAUAUAACGAAGACGAAAUCCUUGACAGUAUUGAUUUUGCCCCCAAACCAGCAACCCCGGCACCUAAAAGGGAAUCGUCCAAUACCUCCAUUUCUCGAGAGAACAGUCUACAUGACCUUUCGUCCCGUCGUGCUUCAUCCCCAGUCGAGGCUGCCGCAGGCAAGGAAGAUACCGGACUGAGCAAGCGCCAGUUAAAUCAGCUGAAACGGAAAAACAAACAAAGUGCUAAGCUGGGCGCCAACAAGGUCCGCGUGGUCGACCUUGCCUCUCGACGAGCCUCGGACAACGUCGCGACGCCAGCAGCAACUCCUCACCCCGUCAAGACCGAGAAUGGUGACGGGCAAAAUGGGGAGACCAAGCCGGACUAUUUCUCGCUCGAUCCCGCCGCUGAUGAGGAUGACUCGAAGAUCGUCUCUGAAUUCAAGGGACCCAUCGCUCCCGAAAAGCCCAUCAUACAGCCCGAAAUUGCCGACCAGGGUGCCGGGUGGCCGCUUGAAUGCAUGUGUGAAUUUUUGACCGUUGAUAUCUUUGAUUCCAAUUGGGAGGUUCGCCAUGGUGCUGCCAUGGCUCUCCGUGAAGUGGUCAGAGUGCAAGGUACCGCAGCCGGGCGUAUAGAGGGCAAAAGCAGGGAAGAAAACGACAACCUCAACCGUCAAUGGCUAGACGAUCUCGCGUGCCGUCUUCUCUGUGUCCUGAUGCUCGACCGUUUUGGUGACUACAUCUCCGACAACGUAGUUGCCCCGAUUAGAGAAACCGUUGGCCAGACCCUUGGUUCUCUUUUGUCACAUUUGGCGCCGAAAUCUGUGCGACAAGUAUACCGGUGCCUCUACAGAAUCAUUAUGCAGAACGACCUGGGUCUGGAGCGUCCAAUCUGGGAAGUUUGCCAUGGUGGUAUGAUCGGUCUUCGGUAUUUGGUCGCUGUUCGGAAGGACCUUCUUAUAAAGGAUUCGAAUAUGAUCGAUGGUGUUCUCGAAUCUGUCAUGAAAGGCCUGGCUGAUUUUGAUGAUGAUGUGCGGUCUGAAUUUGUCACAUCACGCGCUGGCACGCUUGGCCCUCUCAUGCACAUUGUUUGGGAUUGUCUGUCGAAUCUCCAAGAUGAUCUAAGCGCAAGCACAGGAUCUGUGAUGGACUUGUUAGCCAAGUUGUGUACCUUCACCCAAGUUCUAGACGCAAUGAAGGCAAACGCGGCGGAUGAUCCCGAGGCCUCAUUCGGCAACCUCGUACCUCGAUUAUACCCUUUCCUUCGUCAUACCAUCACAAGCGUUCGAUCGGCAGUUCUCCGUGCUCUCAUGACCUUCCUAAAGCUUGAAGGAGAAGGAAGUACGGACUGGGUGGAUGGCAAAGCAUUGCGCUUAAUCUUCCAAAACCUUCUCGUGGAGCGCAACGAGGGCGUUCUCAAGCUAUCUCUCCAGGUUUGGUCGGAGUUGCUGAAGGCAAUCGAGCACCGUGGGUCCUUCUCGUCUGAAGCUGAUCUAUCUGAAUCUGUCCAACCUCUGGUCGCUCUUACGCUUGGUCCCUUCGGUGUUCCUCGUUACCCCAUCCCUAUGAAUACAUCUCUUUUCAUCAAACCAUCCGGUUUACCAUUCUCUGCACCCGCACCCGCACCCGCACCCGCACCAGCCCCAGCAAAAUCAUCGCCGCCUGCUUCUGGCCCAGAGCCUGUCAAACCAGGUCGCAAACGCAAGGUCGAGAAGAAGGAAGCACCCGUGUCAUCAACCCACAAUGUCGAUGGACACAUGCUAUCUGGUGACAUUGAUCUUGUUGGCGCAGACACGAUGCUGCGGUCCAAAAUUUUCGCUGCCAGGGCGCUUGGUGAAUUGAUCUCUUUCUGGGAUAAGCAUGAACUCCCGAGCAUUUGGUCCUCCAUCGUGGACGGCCUGAAACAUCCUGCUUCAACAACACAACUUUCCACGGCGAUGGUGAUGGAAGAAUAUGCGCGUAUCUCUGGUCCGGACAGCAGGUACUCCGGGACUCUAUGCGAGCACUUGCGACCGAUCGUCGAGGGCGAGCGCCCAUCCUGGUACUCUGACAUUUCCUGCUAUCUCCAUGUCGCUCGUGCACAGUGCCAUUCGCUGCUCAAUUCAUUCCGCGACCAUGCUCACGUCCCGCCCUCACGACUGCCGGUCCUUGCUGUCGUCGUCCAAGGCGAUACCGAGGCUGGCCCCAGUGCCUUCUCGCUUGCAGAUGCCGAAAAAAUUGUUGGUCCUGACUUCGACCGCUUGAAGAAGAAUCUGACACCCGCCCAACGAAUCACUGCCACCCAAGUCCUCAACGAUACUCGUACGACCGCACAGUCUGCGGUUGACGAGGCCCGAUCCAUGAGAGAACAGCGCGAUAUGCGCGUUCUCGCCGCAGGUGCAGGUGCCCUGGUUGCCUUCCGGGAUAUCCCUAAGCGACCCGGUCAUAUAAUCAAGGGGAUGAUGGACAGCGUCAAGAAAGAGGAAAACAUCGAGCUUCAGCAACGAUCGGCGACCGCCGUCGCGGGUCUGAUUGAACAUUAUACCGCAGCCACGAAACGUGGACCGGUGGACAAGAUCAUCGGAAAUCUGGUCAAAUACUGCUGUGUGGACACAUCCGAGACGCCCGAAUUCCCUCACAACGCUCAACUUGAGAAAUCAAUUUUGUCUCUACGCAAAGAAGAAGACCGGCGAGACCACCCCGAUGCUGCCAAAUUCGAGCGUGAGGCCAGGGAAGCCCGUAUCAUGCGCCGUGGCGCUAAGGACGCUUUGGAGCAAUUGGCCGUCAAAUUUGGCGCUGACCUGCUUGAAAAGGUACCCAAUCUUGCUGCCCUUGUCGAGCGUCCUCUCAAGCAAGCCCUGGAAGGCGACCUUCCGGAAGACAUCAUAAACCCCGAGAAUGAUCUCGGCCAGGAAGUGGUCGACGGUCUUUCUACGCUACGCGCGCUUCUUCCCAAGUUCGAUGUUGGACUCCACUCGUGGGUCACUGGCCUUAUGCCCAUCAUUGCCAAGGCCCUGCAGUGCCGACUUUCAGUCAUCCGGUAUGCUGCCGCUAAGUGCUUUGCUACUAUUUGUAGCGUGAUAACGGUGAGCGGAAUGACCAUGCUGGUUGAAAAGGUCUUGCCUACUAUCAACAAUGCUCUUGAUGUUCCCCACCGCCAAGGUGCCAUCGAGUCCAUUUACCACCUGAUCCAUGUGAUGGAAGACGGCAUUCUACCAUACGUCAUCUUCCUUGUGGUCCCUGUUCUCGGACGAAUGAGUGACUCCGAUAACGAUGUGCGACUACUAGCAACGACCUCAUUUGCGACACUGGAACUGCUUAAGGGCCGUGAUCGUGAGCGAAAGUUCAUGUCUCAAAUGCUGGACGUUCGCAAGGUGGAGACUUUCCAGAUUCCCGUUGCUAUUAAAGCUGAGUUACGACCCUAUCAGCAGGAUGGUGUCAACUGGCUCGCUUUCCUCAACAGAUACAACCUCCACGGUAUUCUCUGUGAUGACAUGGGUCUUGGAAAGACUCUACAAACCAUUUGUAUUGUUGCAAGUGACCACCACAUGCGAGCGGAGGAGUAUGCCAAGAGCCAAGCACUGGAUUCUCGAAAGCUUCCUUCACUGAUUAUUUGCCCGCCCUCACUUUCUGGCCAUUGGCAACAGGAAGUCAAGCAAUAUGCACCUUUCCUCAAGUGCAUCGCAUACGUUGGACCUCCAGCAGAGAGAGCAAGGUUACAAGCGGAGAUCGCUGAUUCAGACGUCGUUGUGACUUCCUACGAUGUUUGCCGCAACGACAACGAUAUCCUCAACCCUAUCAACUGGAACUACUGCGUACUCGACGAGGGCCAUUUGAUCAAGAACCCCAAGGCGAAGAUCACACUUGCUGUGAAGCGCAUUAUGAGCAACCACCGCCUAAUUCUAUCCGGUACGCCGAUUCAAAAUAAUGUUCUGGAAUUGUGGUCGCUCUUUGAUUUCUUGAUGCCUGGAUUCCUGGGUGCUGAGAAGGUUUUCCUGGACCGAUUUGCCAAGCCUAUUGCAGCUAGUCGAUUCAGUAAAUCAUCCUCGAAGGAACAGGAAGCGGGUGCUCUGGCAAUUGAAGCCUUGCAUAAGCAAGUCCUACCAUUUUUGCUGCGUCGUCUCAAGGAGGAGGUCCUGAACGACUUGCCGCCUAAGAUCAUUCAAAACUACUACUGCGACCCGAGUGAGCUGCAAAAGAAGCUCUUCGAAGACUUCACGAAGAAGGAGCAGAAGGAACUGCAAGAAAAGGUGGGCAGCACAGAGCGCAACGACAAGGAGCAUAUCUUCCAAGCCUUGCAAUACAUGCGUCGCCUUUGCAAUUCCCCUGCUUUGGUUGUCAAAGACGGCCACAAGCAGUACAAUGAAGUCCAGAGCUAUCUGUCUGCCAAGCGCUCCAACAUCAGAGAUGUGUCACAUGCACCGAAACUCAGUGCCCUUCGGGACCUGCUCGUUGACUGUGGAAUCGGCCUCGACCACUCCGCCGAGGGCGAACUUGACACUGGCGCUAGCUAUGUCAGCCCGCACCGUGCUCUGGUCUUCUGUCAGAUGAAGGAAAUGCUUGACAUUGUCCAGAACGACGUCCUCAAGAAGUUGCUUCCGUCCGUUCAAUACCUGCGUCUUGAUGGAGGUGUAGAGGCUACGAAGCGCCAAGACAUUGUGAACCGUUUCAACACCGAUCCCAGUUACGAUGUGUUGCUGUUGACCACCAGCGUCGGUGGACUGGGCCUUAACCUUACUGGUGCAGACACUGUCAUCUUCGUUGAGCAUGACUGGAAUCCGCAAAAGGAUAUCCAAGCCAUGGACCGUGCUCACCGUAUCGGUCAGAAAAAGGUCGUCAACGUGUAUCGUCUGAUAACGAGAGGCACGCUGGAAGAGAAGAUCUUAAAUCUGCAACGAUUCAAGAUAGACGUCGCCUCUACCGUUGUCAAUCAACAAAAUGCUGGCCUAGGCACCAUGGACACGGAUCAACUCUUAGACCUCUUCAGUCUUAGUGAGACGGCAGAGACGGCAGAGAAACCAAGCGACCAGACAGGCAACGAAGUCGACAUGGUCGACAUCGAUGGUGAAGUCAAGGAGAAGGGCAAGAAGGGCUGGUUGGAUGAUCUAGGCGAAUUAUGGGAUGACCGACAAUACCAGGAAGAAUACAACCUGGAUUCAUUCCUGGAAACCAUGAAAGCGUGA
Messenger RNA from Penicillium cosmopolitanum, 5640 nucleotides. Its product is annotated as DNA-binding ATPase. NCBI's taxonomy places the organism in Eukaryota, Fungi, Ascomycota, Eurotiomycetes, Eurotiales, Aspergillaceae. Gene Ontology annotation, molecular function: ATP-dependent chromatin remodeler activity; ATP hydrolysis activity; TBP-class protein binding. The record is from RefSeq and is a predicted model, not a curated record. The transcript is spliced from 6 exons. Bases 1 to 5640 code for a protein of 1879 amino acids.